Messenger RNA from Mya arenaria, 2808 nucleotides. Its product is annotated as transcription factor Atoh8-like. The coding region runs from base 431 to 1531 and encodes 366 amino acids. Lineage: Eukaryota; Metazoa; Mollusca; Bivalvia; Myida; Myidae. The transcript has a single exon. The record is from RefSeq and is a predicted model, not a curated record. Gene Ontology annotation, molecular function: DNA-binding transcription factor activity; protein dimerization activity.
UGUAAACACGUUCACGCAUUGCUAUUAUAUUAUUACCACCGGGCGAAAUGUAGCCUGAUCAGUUUUCGAUAGGCAUUGCUAGCAGUCACAUCGGGCAGAGACGAUUUUGGUUCAUUAUAAACUGUUGACUGUCGACUGCCAGAAUAAAUUUUGAGGAAAGAUAUUGUUUGUUAAAAAAAUUGUGAUAAAACUCAUUUCAUAGAUAUUGGUUUUAUUGAAACAGUUGACAUUAUUGGUAUUUUUGCGGCUUGAUGGAAUUGCAAUAUAAAUGAGUUCUGUGCAGUUCCGAGAUUGUUUCGGAGACCUCUACAGUGAUGUUGAUUAGAUAGGUGCUGGACAUCGUUGCUACGUGGGAAUUAAUUAAUUAAUGGAUUCAAUUUGGAAUUAAUUAUUCAGAAACUAAGUGACAGUCGUGUGAAUAGUAUACAAGAUGGCACUUGAACUGACCGUUCGACAUGGGACCGUGCAUUCACCCGUGCUUGUUGUGCCGACACCGGAUUUUAAACGUUACCAGAGACAGACUAGUCUAGACUCCGAGCUGUCCCCUUCGGAUACUCCCCGGAAAAAUAAACGGAAAUUAAGUGAGCCUAAAAGGCGGACAACGGAUUUUAGCAUUAAACGUUUGUGUCCGGACUCCCCGGGCAGUGCGUGUUCGGAAAGUGGGCGAAGCGAGGGAAGUACCCCAGAACGAAGUCCCGACGACACCAGAGAGUCUUGUGACAAUGUUAGUCCGCCGGAUAUGGCGGUUGAAAGAGACCGACUGUAUCCACAUCACCCUCACCUUCGACCGCCAGUCAUGUACCCCGACAUGAGGCACAAUCCAUAUUUCAUUCCUCCGUUCUAUUACGGGCGUAUACCACCAGGAUUUCCGGCGCCCGUUGGACAUUUACCUGGCUUUCCGGGCAUGGGCGUCGGUAUCCCCGGCAUGGCGACUGUACCUUCAUUGAGUGCACCCAGCCAGGCUCCAGGGCACCACCACCAUCACCACUCUCGGGCUUCUAGUCAGGAGGACGCCGGUCGUUCCGGUUCUCCGCCCUCACCCUCCCCGCCACCUAGGUCGCGCGCACAGCAGCAGGUGCACAAACAUAAAAAGUCACACGUGUCUACCCCGUGUUCAUCUCAAACGCCACAACCAAGUGCUUGUCCCCCAUCCCCCGCUCAGGAGGAGGGGGAUACGUCCAGUAUGGCGUCACCGGACAGUCCUAAGGACGGGAAAAAGUGCAACAGGAAAAACUAUAAGAACAUGACACGUGAACGUCGCGUGGAAGCGAAUGCACGUGAGCGUUCGCGCGUGCAUACCAUCAGUGCAGCAUUCGAUGGACUCCGGCACGCCGUGCCGUCAUAUUCCUACAACCAGAAACUUUCAAAACUGGCUAUUUUACGCAUUGCAUGUAGUUACAUAAACGCUCUUAGCAAACUGACGGACUCCGACGUUGGUAGUCCAGAAAUUAAAGAUGUGUCGUUCGCAGAUUGUGUGGACAACUGCACUCGGACAAUACAAACUGAAGGAAAGGCGCGAAGGCGUCAUUAGAAACUAAGUGCUAUUUAAUUCUUACGGGAUAUUCAUAUUGCGUCAAAGACUGUUAUAUACUUGUUAUUAAUGUUUGGCCAUCGUAACGAUGCUGUUGUAACGUUGCUUAAUUGUUAAUUAAUGGCAAUUAACGUUAUGAUUAUCGAUCUGUGAUCUUGUUAUGGAGUAAUUUCAGUGUAUAGGGUUUUGUUUCUAUAAAACUACGUUUUAAUUAACGAAUAGAAAAUCUUUAUUUGAAAUGCCGACGGCCAGAAUUCUCGCCAGUUCAACGGUUUCUUAUCACUUAGAUCAAUAAUCUGUAAUUUUUCACAUUGAAAAGAUUUUUAACUGCAUUGAAAUUAUAAUUUGCUGAACUAGCAAAAUUGAUGUUAACAUUUUUUCUGGUUGUUGCUUUGUAACUCGUUCAGCUUGUCGCAUUUUUUUUUUUUUUAAAUAAAAUGCUUACGUGUUAAAUCGCCAUUAACAACCGUAAACGUUACUUCUUCAAAAUAUUUUAACUUUAAUUAAAAACCUUACAAAACAUACUUCUUGAAAAGUUCCUUGUCAGUAAAUUGUAUCGCAUCUUUAAUACUCUAAUAUGAAUUUCUGUAGAAACAUCUUGUACCUUGCGUCUAUUUUUUGUUAUGAAAAUGCAAAGAGUAUUUAAAUGAGCUUUAAGUUUAGUUUAAUUAAAAUUUAUAUAAAGAAGCGAAUUUGAAAACGAUUAAAUUUUCUAGGUUUUCGGCUAAGUUCGAAAUUUGUUAAACUCUGCGUUUUGUUCCAAAGUCGUGUUUUCAAAGUUCUCAUUAUAUUUUAAUGCUAACAUAUCUGUUCAAGUACAUAUUUUUAAACCCUCAGCAAGUUAAUGCAGAUUCCACAACGUGUAGAUUUCACACCGCGCUCCUCGCCAUCUGGCCGGGGCGUUUUUUGUUGACUGGCACGCAUGUAAAAUCCAACUGGCGACAGAAUGUCUGCGGAUUAAAAUUGAUUAGACCUUGCCGAAGUGGCGACGCAUUUAAAACAUGAACAAUUUCAUUCUCUUCCCGGGCUAAGGUGCAAUAUGUAAGCAUUUGUUCUCACAUAUUCCAUCAUGAUAUUCAGGCUGAGAAAAUAAAAUAAUCAUUGACAUUGAAAGACGGCGUCCUUUGAUCUCUUUCAUUCCUUAAUUCGUCAUUUUUGUCUCGUCUUAUAAACAUGAUCUAUCAAUUGAUGUUAUUCUAUUCUUCCUUGGAACAUUGUCUCUUAGAUUGAAAUUUUGGAAUGAAAUAUUGAUGUUUAUUAAAAUGUUGAAAUUCUAA